UGCUAUAAAGAGGCAUUUUAGAAUAAAGAGAACUGGGUGGAAGCACAAAAAAGCAGAGUAAAGGCAAAAGGCAAGGAGUCAAGCACCACCUAAACUGCCCCGGCUUUCCACCAAAGGUCAUUCCUUUGAGUUCAGGAAUUCAGUUUCAGCCAGGAACAAACUUUUUCUGGGUGGAUGUUGGCUGCACUGAAAGGGAAUGACUUCAGCAGUAAAUCAUUUAUUGCAUGCCUUUUAUUUGCAAAAUACAACCCAUGACAUAAUUCCCUCAAUCAAGAAGUUUACAGUCUAGGGGGAACCAAAUAUUGAACCCAUUAUAUAACAAGCAGUUUCCUCAAAACCCAUGUGUAAGAAAAAUGAGCCGGUCUCCUGGAGUAUAUAACCAGCCAAUCCAAUCAAAGGGAAGCAGGGGCUUUUUCACCUGGAUUUGGAUGGAUUGGAAGUGAGUGUACUAGGAUGGGGGGGAGGGCAAUCUUCAGGAGGAAGCUGUGGAGACUGCAGGUUACUUUGGGAGUGACAGAAAGAGAAGGCAGGGGUGCCGAGUUGAGGAGGACGUUUUGUUUAGGGCCGUGCAGCUCUGACCUUGCCAGGCCCAUGGCGGAGCAGGAAUGGGAGGAACAGCUGCAGUCAGGAAGAUUAAAGACGGUAAAAUCGUACUGAUAUAAAUAUUCGCAUAAUCAGAAGAAUUAAUACCAGGGCUAAUUGUACAGUGGGGAGGAAAUGGGCAAGGUUAUCGACAGUGCGUACAACUGGAGAACGUUUGAUUUGGCAAGAAGUGGGAUCAAGCCUGAGAAUGGAGGGAAGGUCGGAGAGGUGUGAUGUUACACAACUUUGAGAAAGAGGGUUGCCCACCCCUGCCACAAUGGCCUCUGGGGUGGAAGUCCUGCGCUUCCAGCUGCCCGGCCACGAGGCCGCUACCCUGCGGAACAUGAACCAGCUCCGCGCAGAGGAGCGGUUUUGCGACGUGACCAUUGUGGCCGACAGCCUCAAGUUCCGUGGCCACAAGGUCAUCCUGGCCGCGUGUUCGCCUUUCCUGAGGGACCAGUUCCUGCUGAACCCCAGUUCCGAGCUGCAGGUCUCACUGAUGCACAGUGCGCGCAUCGUGGCGGACCUGCUCCUCUCCUGCUACACCGGUGCGCUGGAAUUCGCUGUCAGGGACAUCGUCAACUACCUGACGGCUGCCUCCUACCUGCAGAUGGAGCACGUGGUGGAGAAAUGCAGGAACGCCCUCAGCCAGUUCAUUGAGCCCAAAAUAGGCCUCAAAGAGGACGGGAUCAGUGAUGCCAGCCUUGUGAGCAGCGUCAGUGCCACCAAAUCCCUCCUCCCUCCAGCCAGGACCCCAAAGCCAGCCCCCAAGCCUCCACCCCCACCCCCUCUGCCCCCUCCACUCCUGAGGCCUGUGAAACUGGAGUUCCCCCUGGAUGAGGACCUGGAGCUGAAGGCCGAGGAAGAAGAUGAGGAUGAGGACGAGGACGUGUCUGACAUCUGCAUCGUCAAGGUGGAGUCGGCCCUGGAGGUGGCCCACCGGCUCAAACCUCCUGGAGGUCUGGGAGGAGGCCUGAGCAUCGGAGGCUCCGUGGGCGGCCACCUGGGAGAGCUGACCCAGAGCAGCGUGCCCCCCAGCACUGUGGCCCCACAGCAGGGUGUAGUGAAAGCCUGCUAUAGCCUCUCAGAGGACGCAGAGGGGGAGGGUUUGCUGUUGAUCCCUGGAGGCCGGGCCAGCGUGGGGGCCACCUCAGGCCUGGUGGAGGCAGCAGCGGUGGCCAUGGCUGCCCGGGGGGCGGGGGGCAGCCUGGGGGCAGGGGGCAGCCGGGGACCCCUGCCUGGGGGCUUUUCCAGUGGAAACCCCCUAAAAAACAUCAAGUGCACCAAGUGCCCGGAAGUAUUCCAGGGUGUGGAGAAGCUGGUCUUCCACAUGCGGGCGCAGCACUUCAUCUUCAUGUGCCCGCGCUGCGGCAAGCAGUUCAACCACAGCAGCAACCUCAACCGCCACAUGAACGUGCACCGCGGCGUCAAGUCGCACUCGUGUGGCAUCUGCGGCAAGUGCUUCACGCAGAAGUCCACACUGCACGACCACCUCAACCUGCACUCCGGAGCCAGGCCCUACCGCUGCUCCUACUGCGACGUGCGCUUCGCUCACAAGCCUGCCAUUAGGCGGCACCUCAAGGAGCAGCAUGGCAAGACCACCGCAGAGAACGUGCUGGAGGCCAGCGUGGCGGAGAUCAAUGUCCUCAUCCGCUAGAGCUAGCAGAGCAGGCUCCAAGGCCCAGCGGUGUGGGGUGGGGGUGGGGGGUCCCUGGGCUGAGUGUGAAGGGAGCUCCCUGGCCCAGGAGAAUAGAAUAGGGGAUGGGAGGGUUGGGAACAGGCAGGUACGCUGGGGAACCCGAGCAGACACAUCCUGAGAGAGGGGCCAAAGAUUCCUUGGACAGAAGACCCUGCCUUUUCAGAAAAAAAAAAGAAAAAGAAAAAGAAUGAGAGAGGGUUCUUUGAGAAGGCCAAGGCAAUAUGGGCUCCCAGAGAAAAAUUUUCUUCUCUUAGAGGUGCAUGGAUAUGUGGAGGGAGGGAAAGGGUCUUAUAGAAUGAGAAGGGGGAAAAAAAGAGGAAGAUGAUUUAUUCCUGGUUAAAGCUGCCCAGGGAGAGGG
Nyctereutes procyonoides (raccoon dog) is the source of this 2639-nucleotide messenger RNA. It is a transcript of the gene ZBTB12, whose product is annotated as zinc finger and BTB domain containing 12. Gene Ontology annotation, molecular function: RNA polymerase II cis-regulatory region sequence-specific DNA binding; DNA-binding transcription factor activity, RNA polymerase II-specific; protein binding. Lineage: Eukaryota; Metazoa; Chordata; Mammalia; Carnivora; Canidae. The record is from RefSeq and is a predicted model, not a curated record. The transcript is spliced from 2 exons. The coding region runs from base 860 to 2239 and encodes 459 amino acids. Gene Ontology annotation, biological process: regulation of transcription by RNA polymerase II.